AUGGAACGCGAGAACCGCUCUAUUGCCUCUCCGCCGAGGAGUUUCGAAACGAUGAAGAAGCCGACGGACGGCGAAAACGAUACGGAUAUGGGCUUGGGAAGAUGGGUCCAGGAGAUCUUGGACCUUAUAAAAGGGUUUGCCAGACGAUAGGUGGAGGAAAAGCAGCAAUGGAAGCCGAGCGACAUCGCCUCAAGGCCUACAGAACCUUGACCUACUCCGUCGGCGUCGUUUCUGUCGUCGUCCUUUUUGCCGCCGCCGUGACUCUGCCUUUGGCCUACCACUAUGUCCAUUCGAUGAAAGGGCGUCUGGAGGCUCAGUUUUUGGUUGGUUUUCCUUUUUCUAUGAGUUUCCGAUGGGAUUUCGAAUCGUUCAACAUCUCAUACUUUCAACUUCAGUCUGCGUUAAAUUUGUUCGGAACUUUUCCGGUUCAGCGAAUUCUCCAAAUUUCAACUUGACCAGUAUCUAUUUUCGAGAAAAGACGAUUCAAAAUCCUAUUUAUUGAACAAAUUCCAGAAAAGCUUCUUUUAAAGCGUCCGUCCUCAAAAAUGGAAACUUGUUGAUAUGGAGACUAUCAUCUAGUACAUCAAAGAGUUAUUUAGCCGACUAUCCAGCGAUUAUAUGAUUCGAAAGACAUCGAUCUCAAGACACACUUUGUAUAGGGCAGGAUUUUCUCCGAACACUCCACGAAAUUUUUAGUUUUCCAUUAUACGUCGAUGGUUUUGAAGCUCCCAAACUGAAUUCCCAUUGAAACUUUCCAAAUUCUCCCAUUCUUCAUCCUCAUUUUCGCGGAUCAACAACUAUCCUUGCAGGAAUGCAACGAAGUGGCGAAGGAGCUCUUCGAUGGGGUAGAAGACAUGCAGAAGGUCAUGCUCACCGGAAACCGUACCGUCCGUUCGCCACGCAAUCACUUUGAUGACGCCGACGUCGCGCCGAACUGCGACGAAUGUUGCCUUCCAGGACCUCCAGGACCACCAGGACCGCCUGGACGCAACGGCCGUCACGGAAAGAGCGGUGCUCCUGGAAUGCCUGGAAACUCUGGAAAGGCGAUGGGAUCCCCAUGCGAUCCGCAAGUCCUCUCUGGCUGCAAGUGUGCGGCCGGUCCUCCAGGAGAUAAGGGAGAACCUGGAGCGCCUGGAGACGAUGGAAGGCCUGGAGUCAACGGAAGACCUGGAUUCGACGGUCUGGCUGGAUCGCCCGGACGUCCUGGAAAGCCUGGACCACCUGGAUUCGAUGGAGCUCGCGGAGAAGAUGGACAUGAUGGUUGGUGUUCGAUUUUUCCUAUUUUCCAUUCAAUAAUUUCUCAAUUUUCUCAUUAGGGAUUAGAAUCUAGUCAUUGCGUGACUUCUGAGUCAGCCAAAAAUUACUAACUUUAAAAUAGACAUUCGCAACAAUUAUUAAAGUGAGAUUCGAAAACAGCGUAAAAACGGCCCCAAUGGAUCACAGGAUAAUCUCAAAAUUUCGAUGCGAUAUAAAAGAAUUUCCUAAAAAUUUAGUCGACUAAUUUAUUAACUUCAUUUUUUUUCUAGGAGAAGCCUGCCCAGUCGACGACAGCGUGGUCGGACCACCUGGCGAGGACGGCGAAGUCGGACCUUCUGGAGCCGCCGGAACGCCUGGAGUUCCCGGCAACCACGGAAAAGACGGUCUUCCCGGACCGGCCGGAGCGCCUGGCGCUGACGGAGCCGACGGCGCCAACGGCAACGACGGAGAGCCAGGAGCUCCUGGAAAGCCUGGAAACCCAGGAGAACGCGGAAUCUGUCCAAAGUUCGCGGAAAGUCUCAUUUAUGAAAUAAAAGAACAUUUUCAGGUACUGCGCCAUCGACGGCGGAGUCUUCUUCGAGAACGGAGAACGACGGCGAUAA
Molecule: messenger RNA, 1859 nt
Organism: Caenorhabditis auriculariae
Lineage: Eukaryota; Metazoa; Nematoda; Chromadorea; Rhabditida; Rhabditidae
Source: the annotation of a GenBank genome assembly